CUAUACUGCCCCCAGAGUAUGUGUGGAGGACUGCAGGUCACAUGAUCAGUGGAGAACGCGCUCUCUAUCUCCCGUGUUACAUGAGGACGCGGUCUGACACAAAACCCUUCUCCGAAAGAAGAGAGACCCCAACGUAACCGCCCUUCACCUCCGGGCCAGAGGGUCCCUGCAGGGUCCAGGUUCAAUGUACUGGGGGCCACAAGUUCUCCCGGCAUCAACCUACGUGUUAUCCCAAGAAUCCACCCGCAGAGCCGUAUACAAUGGCGUCCAGGGGAGGAACCUAAUGGGCACACACACCUCCCCUGGACCGCCAGGAGGGACACCCAAAAGGGACCGCACCCUGACUAAUCCUAGGGACCAACAGCACAUAUAAGGUGGCGCAGUGAUCAAAAGCCAAACAAACAUAUAAGUUCCUAUAAGGUGUCAGGACGUGGCGGUCUAUUUCUCCAUGGAGGAGUGGGAGUAUGUAGAAGGACACAAGGAUCAGUACAAGGAUCAGGUCAUGAUGGAGGAUCAGCUUCCCCUCUCAUCACCAGGGCUCCAGAGCGUCCUCUUGGGGAUCCCCUCCAUCGCCGGCGCUCUCCAUCGUUGUCUUCACGUCGCCGUGCACGCCUUCCCGUCAUCCAAUAGGAGCGGCGUGCGUAGUGACAUGAUGACGGCGACGUGAGAGCGACGUACCCGGGCAGCAGAGACGCUCCAAAGCAGCGGGGACACCACAGGGACGCGGCGAUAGCCAUGAAGGGCAUCCAGGGCAGCGGUGACCAGCGGGGACGGGUCCGGAGCAGCAGGGACAGUCAGAUGCAGUAAGAGAACAGCACCAGAGAGGUGUCCCAGUCCUCUUGAUGAGCAGAAUAUGGAGGACAUUCCUACAGGUAACGAUCUGGACUAUAUUAAUGCUACAGACAUAAAGGAAGAAGAAGAGACGGAUGUGAGCGGUGAUGAGCAGUAUAAGGUGGACAAAGAUAUUCCUACAGGGAAAGAUCUGUUCUAUAUUAAUGCUACAGACAUAAAGGAAAAAGAAGAGACAGAUAUGAGCGGCGAUGAGCAGUAUAAGGAGAACAUUCCUACAGAGAAAGAUCUGAUCUAUAAUAAUACUACAGACUUAAGGGAAGAAGAACAAGAGACAGAUGUGAUUAGUGAUGAGCAGUAUAAGGAGGACAUUCCCACAGGGAAAGAUUUGAACAAUAUUAAUGCUAAAGAUAUAAAGGAAGAAGAAGAGACAUAUGUGAGCAGUGAUGAGCAGUAUAAGAAGGACUAUCCUACAGGGAAAGAUCCGAUCUAUAUUAAUCCUUCAGAUAUGGAGGAAGAAAAACAGACAGAUGUGAGCAGUGAUGAGCAGUAUAAGAAGGAUAUUGCUACAGGGAAAGAUCCGAUCUAUAUUAAUCCUUCAGAUAUAAAGGAAGAAGAAGAGACAGAUGUGAGCGGUGAUGAGCAGUAUAAGGAGGACUUUCAUACAGGUAAACGCCCAGAUUCUUGUACCGGGAGAUCAGAGGAGAAUCUUAUAUCUUCAGAUUAUAAAGCAGAUGAUGAUAUCACACAAGAUACAUAUGAAGAACAUUCCAUUAUCCCAGAUACACCCUCAGCCCUUCACAGCCAAGAUCUCUCAUCUCAUGCGUAUAUACAUGUCCUGCCUUCUCAUUCAUGCUCAGAAUGUGGGAAAUGUUUUACUAAGAAAUCAAAUCUUAUUCAGCAUCAAAGAACUCACACAGGAGAGAAGCCAUUUUCAUGUUCAGAAUGUGGGAAAUGUUUUACUUUUAAAUCAAGUCUUGUUAUACAUCAAAGAACUCACACAGGAGAGAAGCCAUUUUCAUGUGCAGAAUGUGGGAAAUGUUUUACUCAGAAAACAGACCUUGUUGUACAUCAAAGAACUCACACAGGAGAGAAGCCAUUUUCAUGUGCAGAAUGUGGGAAAUGUUUUACUCAGAAAACAGACCUUGUUGUACAUCAAAGAACUCACACAGGAGAGAAACCAUUUUCAUGUUCAGAAUGUGGGAAAUGUUUUACUAAUAAAUCACAUCUUGUUAAACAUCAAAGAACUCACACAGGGGAGAAGCCAUUUUCAUGUGCAGAAUGUGGCAAAUGUUUUACUGAUCAAUCAAGUCUUAUUCAACAUGAACGAAUUCACACAGGAGAGAAGCCAUUUCCAUGUUUAGAAUGUAGAAAGUGUUUUACUGACAAUUCAAAUCUUCUUAGACAUCAAAGAACUCACACAGGGGAGAAGCCAUUUUCAUGUGCAGAAUGUGGGAAAUGUUUUGCUCGGAAAUCAACUCUUCUUCAGCAUCAAAGAACUCACACAGGAAAGAAGCCAAUUCAGAGCAGUCUAUAUAAGAGAAUUCUCCUGGAUGACCCAUCAACCAUGGAGAGAGACAGGAACAAGAUGGCCGACAGGAUCAUAAACCUCACACUACAGAUACUCUUCCGGCUUACUGGAGAGGAUUACACAGUAGUGAAGAAGUCCUCUAGUGGGCGCUGUCGGGCCCCUGUGUGUGAAGGAUGGGGAAGAACCCUGAGCCCAAUCCCGGGGCCCCCACCUCACUCCCUGAUACAUGAGGAAAUGGAUGAACAGAAGAUCCGAGAACUCAUCAACAAGAUGAUGGAGCUGCUGACUGGAGAGGUUCCUAUAAGGUGUCAGGACGUGGCGGUCUAUUUCUCCAUGGAGGAGUGGGAGUAUGUAGAAGGACACAAGGAUCAGUACAAGGAUCAGGUCAUGAUGGAGGAUCAGCAGCCCCUCACAUCACCAGUCAGAUCCAGUAAGAGAACAGCACCAGAGAGGUGUCCCCGUCCUCUUAAUGAGAAGAAUAUGGAGGACAUUACUACAAGGAAAAAUCUGACAUAUAUUAAUACUACAGACAUAAAGGAAGAAGAAGAGACAGAUGUGAGCGGUGAUGAGCAGUAUAAGGAGGACAUUCCUACAGAGAAAAAUCUGAUCUAUAUUAAUACUACAGACAUAAAGGAAGAAGAAGACACAGAUGUGAGCGGUGAUGAGCAGUAUGAGAAGGACAUUCCUACAGGUAACUGCCCAGAUUCCUGUACCAGGAGAUCAGAGGAGAAUCUUAUAUCUUCAGAUUAUAAAGCAGAUGAUGAUAUCACACAAGAUACAUAUGAAGAACAUUCCAUUAUCCCAGAUACACCCUCAGCCCUUCACAGCCAAGAUCUGUCAUCUCAUCCUUAUAUACAGGUCCUGUCUUCUCAGUCAUCACAGGAUGUUCAGCAAAAUAAAAGCCACAGAAGGUGUGUUACACAUAAAAGAGCUCAAACAGGAAAGCUAUGUUCAUGCUCAGAAUGUGGGAAAUGUUUUACUUUUAAUUCAGAUCUUGUUGUACAUCAAAGAACUCACAAAGGAGAGAAGCCGUUUUCAUGUUCAGAAUCUGAAAAAUGUUUUACUUCUAAAUCAAAUCUUGUUCAACAUCAAAGAACUCACACAGGGGAGAAACUAUUUUCAUGUUCAGAAUGUGGAAAAUGUUUUCCUUAUAAAACACGGCUUGUUAAACAUCAGAGAAUUCACACAGGGGAGAAACCAUUUUCAUGUUCAGAAUGUAGGAAAUGUUUUACUUCUAAAUCAAAUCUUGUUGAACAUAAAAGAAUUCACACAGGGGAGAAACUAUUUUCAUGUUCAGAAUGUGGGAAAUGUUUUAUUUCUAAAUCACGGCUUGUUGAACAUCAGAGAACUCACACAGGAGAGAAGCCAUUUUCAUGUUCAGAAUGUGGUAAAUGUUUUACUCAGAGAUCACAUCUGUCUGAACAUCAAAAAAUUCAUAUUGGAGAGAAGCCAUUUUCAUGUUCAGAAUGUGGGAAAUGUUUUACUUCUAAAUUAAAUCUUGUUCAACAUCAAAGAACUCACACAGGGGUGAAACCAUUUUCAUGUUCAGAAUGUGGAAAAUGUUUUACUUCUAAAUCAAGUCUUGUUCAACAUCAGAGAACCCAUACAGGAGAGAAGCCAUAUUCAUGUACAGAAUGUGGAAAAUGUUUUACUAAUAAAUCACAUCUUGUUCAACAUCAAAGAACCCACACAGGAGAGAAGCCAUAUUCAUGUGCAGAAUGUGGAAAAUGUUUUACUCGAAAAGCAAUUCUUCUUAUACACCAAAGAAUGCACACAAAGUAGCCUUCUAACUUGUCAAAUUGUAAAAAAGCUACAACCAUUGCAGUCAAAGUCAUAGGAGAGAUCAAUUUAGAGCAAUAAAUUUACAUUGAAAAAGUGACUAUUCCAAAAAAUUUCUAAAAUACAAAAUGCGAAUAGAAUCCAAAUAAUACAUCUGUAUUUAUGUCACCAGGUACUAGAAUAUUAUAUAUAUAAACUGGUCCCAAACCUUGUUACAAAUGUUUAAUAAAAAUUUACUUUUCAAACAUAAAGUUUCUUAUCCAUUUAUCUCUAUAAUUUUGUCUGCUGGGAAAUAAUCCCCCAUAACAAUGUAGAGAUAUGAUGUGUCCGCUGCUCCUCAUGGUGAAGACCC
Messenger RNA from Hyla sarda, 4451 nucleotides. RefSeq names its product oocyte zinc finger protein XlCOF7.1-like. The record is from RefSeq and is a predicted model, not a curated record. Lineage: Eukaryota; Metazoa; Chordata; Amphibia; Anura; Hylidae. Gene Ontology annotation, biological process: regulation of transcription by RNA polymerase II. The transcript has 10 exons. Bases 854 to 4102 code for a protein of 1082 amino acids. Gene Ontology annotation, molecular function: RNA polymerase II cis-regulatory region sequence-specific DNA binding; DNA-binding transcription factor activity, RNA polymerase II-specific.